This is a messenger RNA of Loxodonta africana (African savanna elephant), 8116 nucleotides long. RefSeq names its product sorbin and SH3 domain containing 1 (gene SORBS1). The transcript has 28 exons. Gene Ontology annotation, molecular function: protein binding. The record is from RefSeq and is a predicted model, not a curated record. Gene Ontology annotation, cellular component: nucleus; cytoplasm; cell-substrate junction. Gene Ontology annotation, biological process: cell-substrate adhesion. NCBI's taxonomy places the organism in Eukaryota, Metazoa, Chordata, Mammalia, Proboscidea, Elephantidae. The coding region runs from base 28 to 5226 and encodes 1732 amino acids.
UCGGCGGGCUCGCGCGCGCGGCUCACAAUGCCGCGAGGCGGGGCGGCCGGGAGCUUCUGCGCCUUCCAUUGGAGCACACGCCCCUUCCUGUCACUGCCGAGGCCGGCUCCGCCCACUGGCACCGCCCGCCGCAUGGGCGCUGCCCGAGUGGACGGUUCCAGACGCAUGCUAAUGAGGGGGCGGCCGCCGCAGCCCAUUGGCCGGCCGCGGAGAGUCGGUGAAGUCAGCGCUGAGUCCCAGAAAAACAGAGCGGGGCCAACUGCAGCGUGUAGUGCGAGUGGGGCAGGACGCGCGCAGCCCGCCCGCCCGGCGACCCGCAAGAGCGAUUCAGAGCCCCACUUGAAGAAGACCUGUCCUGACAUCACCAUGAGCUCUGAAUGUGAUGUCGAUGCUUCUAAGGCCGUGGUGAACGGGUUGGCACCAGGCAACAAUGGGCAAGACAAAGACAUGGAUCCUACAAAAGUCUGCACCGGGAAGGGAGCGGUGACUCUCCGGGCCUCUUCCUCCUACAGAGAAAUCCCAAGCAGUAGCCUUGAGAGCCCUCAGAAAACGCCACCCUCUGAAAGCAAACCAGAUGAGUGGAGGCUUUCUUCCAAUGCUGAUGCCAAUGGAAACGCCCAACCCUCUUCACUUGCUGCCAAGGGCUACAGAAGUGUGCAUCCGAACCUUCCUUCCGACAAGCCCCAGGGUUCAAGUCCUCUACUAAAUGAAGUUUCUUCGGCCCGUAUUGGGACGGACGCCCAAGCCUUCACACCAGUCAGCAAGCCAUCAUCUGCUUAUCCCUCGACGACAAUUGUCAAUCCUACCAUUGUGCUCUUGCAACACAAUCGAGAACAGCAGAAACGACUCAGUAGCCUUUCAGAUUCAGUCCCAGAAAGAAGAGUGGAAGAGCAGGACUUGGCACCAACUAAGGAAAAACCCACCUCACCAGGCCGGGGUACUGAAAGAAAAGCAAAGGAUGGCAGUAGGCGGGUGGUGAAGAGUGCUCAAGACCUAAGCGAUGCGUCCAUGGAUGAAGUGGGCAUCCCACUCCGGAACACUGAAAGAUCGAAAGACUGGUACAAGACUAUGUUUAAACAGAUCCACAAACUAAACAGAGAUGAUGAUUCAGAUCUGUACUCUCCUCGAUACUCCUUUUCUGAAGACACAAAGUCUCCCAUUUCUGUGCCUCGCUCAAAAAGUGAGAUGAACUACCUUGAUGGUGAGAAGGUAGUUAAGAGGUCGGCCACGCUACCACUCCCAGCCCGCUCUUCCUCCCUAAAGUCAAGCCCAGAAAGAAACGACUGGGAGCCCCCAGAUAAGAAAGUGGACACGAGAAAAUACCGUGCAGAGCCCAAAAGCAUAUACGAAUAUCAGCCGGGCAAGUCUUCCGUUCUGACCAACGAAAAGAUGAGUCGGGAUAUAAGCCCAGAAGAGAUAGAUUUAAAGAAUGAACCUUGGUAUAAAUUCUUUUCGGAAUUGGAGUUUGGGAAACCGCCUCCCAAAAAGAUAUGGGAUUAUACUCCUGGAGACUGCUCUAUCCUUCCUAGAGAGGAUAGAAAGACUAAUCUAGACAAAGAUCUCAACCUCUGCCAAACAGAGUUAGAGGCAGAUUUAGAAAAAAUGGAGACGCUUAAUAAAGCACACAGUACAAACCUGUCACAGAGCUCAGCAGUCAGCCCCACUCCAGAAACUUCUUCAGAGCCUCCUGGAUAUAUAUAUUCUUCCAACUUCCAUGCAGUGAAGAGGGAAUCAGAUGGGGCCCCUGGGGAUCUCACUAGCUUGGAGAAUGAGAGACAGAUUUAUAAAAGUGUCUUGGAAGGUGGUGACAUCCCUCUUCAGGGCCUGAGUGGGCUCAAGCGACCAUCCAGCUCGGCUUCCACUAAAGUGGACCGUAAAGGUGGGAAUGCUCACAUGAUUUCUUCAUCUUCAGUUCCUAGCCGAACGUCUUACACUAGCAAUGCUUUAGGCCCUGUGUGUAAACACAAGAAGCCCCUCUCCGCCGCGAAAGCCUGCAUUUCGGAAAUCCUUCCUUCCAAAUUCAAACCCAGGCUCUCUGCUCCCAGCGCUCUUUUGCAGGAACAGAAAAGCAUACUGUUACCUUCUGAGAAGGCUCAGAGCUAUGAGAACCUUUGCGUUUCAGCUUCUUUAAAUGAUUCCAGAAGAGGCCUCCCCCUGCAUGUGGGGGGAAGCAUCGAGAAUCUGCUCACACGCUCCCGGCGGGAUUAUGACAGCAAGUCAAGCAGCACCAUGAGCCUCCAGGAGUACAGCUCCAGUGCCAGGAGGCCCUGUCCUCUCUCACGAAAGGCUGGGAUGCAGUUCUCCAUGUUCUACCGGGACAUGCACCAGAUCAACCGAGCCAGCCUCUUCCUGGGCUCCAGCUCCUCCUCGAGUGUGCGGGAUCUUGCCUCCCACUUUGAAAGGAGCAGCCUGGCAUUGGCCAGGGGCGAUCUGGGCCCCAGCCAGGAGGGCUCAGAGCACAUCCCCAAGCAUACUGUCUCCUCCCGCAUCACAGCUUUUGAGCAGCUGAUUCAGCGGUCCCGGUCCAUGCCGUCCCUGGACCUGUCCGGCAGACUGAGCAAGUCCCCCACACCUGUGCUGUCCCGGAGCGGCCUAACUUCAGCCCGCUCAGCCGAAUCCCUCCUUGAGUCGACCAAGCUCCAGCCCAGGGAGAUGGAUGUGAUGAACCCCAGUCGGGUCUACGCCUCCCCAACGUGUAGCAAUAUGGCGGACCCCACCCUGGGCUUCAGGGGCCUUGUACCCUCUGACCCCCUCUCAGUCUGCUCUGACGAGCUAGACCACUGUUCAAACAUCUCCAGUGACAGUAGAGAGGGCAGCAGCAGCAGUGUCCAUGGAGACUUCCCCAGACAUCGCCUCAACAAGUGCAAGGGCACCUGCCCGGCCUCGUACACCCGCUUCACAACCAUCAGGAAGCACGAGCAGCAGCAGACCUCCAGACAGCCUGACUGGCGCCCAGACCCCAGAAGCGACAAAAGCAUUCUCCUCAGGAACAUCUACCUAAUGAGCCCCCUGCCUUUUCGGUUGAAAAAGCCCCUCCAGCACCCCUCCAGACAGUCUUCCUCUGGUGAUUCCGCAGGCCCCUUGGCGUGCCAGAAGCUAGACCACCCCAGUCAACCCCUUCAGCACGAGCUCUCCUCCGGGGGGAAGCCCUCUGUUCCCAAACGCCUGUCUUCCCGGUACACCAUGGAAAGGCUCAGCCAGAUCUCAGAGCCCCCGCAGGAGAGACAGGCAGUGCCAGAGGACUGCCUAAAGGCCUUUAGUAAUGGGAACACUGUGCCGUUCUCAGACAACGGCCUGGACAGGAACAACAACCCUCAAAGUGAACUGGGAACGUCCUGCGGAGAUUCAGAAUCACCAAGACAUUUUAUACCAGCUGACUACUUGGAAUCCACAGAAGAAUUUAUUCGAAGACGUCACGAUGAUAAAGAGAAACUUUUAGCGGACCAGAGACGACUUAAGCGCGAGCAAGAAGAGGCCGAUAUUGCAGCUCGACGCCACACGGGCGUCAUCCCGACCCACCAUCAGUUUAUCACUAAUGAGCGCUUUGGGGACCUCCUCAAUAUAGACGAUACUGCAAAAAGGAAAUCUGGGUCAGAGAUGAGACCGGCCAGAGCCAAAUUUGACUUUAAAGCUCAGACGCUAAAGGAGCUUCCUCUGCAGAAGGGAGACAUUGUUUACAUUUAUAAGCAGAUCGAUCAGAACUGGUAUGAAGGCGAGCACCAUGGCCGGGUGGGGAUCUUCCCACGCACCUACAUUGAGCUUCUCCCUCCUGCUGAGAAGGCUCAGCCCAAAAAGUUGACGCCAGUGCAGAUUUUGGAAUAUGGCGAAGCUAUUGCUAAGUUUAACUUUAAUGGUGAUACGCAGGUAGAAAUGUCCUUCAGAAAGGGAGAGAGGAUCAUGCUGCUUCGACAGGUGGAUGAGAACUGGUACGAAGGGAGGAUCCCAGGGACGUCCCGGCAAGGCAUCUUCCCCAUCACAUACGUGGAUGUGAUCAAACGGCCACUGGUGAAAACCCCCAUGGACUACGUUGACCUGCCUUUCUCCUCCUCCCCAAGUCGUAGUGCCACUGCGAGCCCACAGUAUCCCAGUCAUAGCAAGCUCAUCACUCCAGCCCUCUCAUCUCUGCCCCACCCUCGCCAAACUAUGUCCCCUGAGAUGCAGGCCGUCACCUCUGAGUGGAUCUCGCUGACUGUGGGCGUCCCAGGCAGGCGUCCUCUGGCCCUGACCCCACCCUUGCCUCCUGUACCGGAGGCUUCUGUCUAUAACGCUGACCCCCUCGCCUUGCCAGUGAGGGCCGGUCGCUCCCUGCCCCUCAGCCUCCCUCAUUCUAGUUGGUCGGAUCGUUCCACCCCACACAUGGUAGUUUCCCCACUGGCCCUACCUCACCCCCACAAACCCUACUCCCUGGCCUCCAGUGCCCAGGUCGCCGUUCAUGUCAACGGAGACAGUGGUAUCCACUUAGCACCUUCAGGUGUCCGCCAGGAUAGCUUCACCCAGCCGCUGCUUGGAAGCUCUGAGAAGGUUAUCUCAGAGCUUAGCGAUGCCUUUAGCAGCCAGAGCAAGUGGCAGCAGUGGAGGGAAGAGAGCAGAGAGUGUGAGAGGCAAGCAGAGAAGGAGGCAGGUGAGAGAUGCCCUGGUGGACCCAAGAUCUCUAAGAAGAGCUGCUUGAAACCUUCAGACGUGGUCAGGAGCCUGAGCACUGAACAGAGACUCUCAGACCUCCACACCCCUGAGGAAGGCCGGCCCCGCAAGCCCCUGGGUAGCCCUUUUCCAGGAAGGGAGGCUGAGCAGACAGAGCUGCGUAGAGGUGGUGAGCAGGCCGAGAGGAAAGCUACCCUGAGUGGUGUGAGCCAGGAAGCAGUUUGCAAUGAGAUCAUAAACAUUGCCGAAAAAUCUGUUCAUUACUGCAGCACUGUUUCUCAUCCCCUUGACUCUCAUCACACGGUGUCCCCUUUUGACAAUAAAUCAUCUUUAAUCAUUUCUCAGCAACCUCAAGCCCAGCAGCGAAGAGUCACCCCAGACAGGAGUCAAACCUCACAAGAUCUAUUUAGCUACCAAGCAUUAUAUAGCUAUACACCACAGAACAAUGAUGAGUUGGAACUCCGGGAUGGAGAUAUUGUUGAUGUCAUGGAAAAAUGUGACGACGGAUGGUUUGUUGGUACGUCAAGAAGGACAAGGCAGUUCGGUACUUUUCCAGGCAACUAUGUAAAACCUUUGUAUCUCUAAGAAGACUGAAAACCAGAGAUUGUUUUUUAUUGGAGAACAGGAGGAAGCAUAAUUCCUGAACUGGGCUCUUUCUUUAAACAUUGAGUCAAUAGGAUAAUUAAUGCAGUGGAUAAAGUGAGAAGCAAAAGAGAGGGACAGAGAACUGUGAUGUUUAAACCCAAGCCUGUCUUAAGUUUACUGUGUAUCAAUCAGGCAGGGCCGAACCACAUGCUAAGCAAAAAGGAAUGAGGCAAAGCCGUAUUUACUUAGCUGCUUCUGGAGCCGCUCCAGCCUUCCCCUCCCCUCCACCUCUUGGGUAAUCUGACCCUAAGCACAGUCUGGGAGAAGAGUUAGGCCAGAAAUGCCUCAUACUGCCCCAGCCUUGACUGGUCCUGGCUUAAAAGGGGCCCCAGCCAUUCUCCAGAGGCUCUAAGCCUGAGACCCACAGAUUCCCCUAGCCUCCAUCCCCUGCUUCCCAGAACCAGCUGGCCCCCCAGUGCUGCUGAAGAUCAGUGUGGGCUGCCAAAGCCAAUUCUAGAUGGUGGUGGAGGCCCGCUAACUGCCCCAGAAUGAAUCCCUCACUGGACUUGCUGAGGUUGUGGUGGUGGUAGCUAUGAUCGUGUCGGCCCCCAGCUGCUGGUGACCCACGCACAAUGGAAGUUGUAAGGAAGGGUAGGAAAUGUGUUCAGCACUGUGUGGCAUUGCCCUGGGCCCCUUAGCUCUCAGACAGAAAAGCACACAAGGCUUGCCCCACAUAGCUGGGGAGCUGGUGGCCAGGCAGCUAGGCUGAAUUUGUAUUUCUGGGUGAUUGUGUCAAGAAACCCUGUACCUCUUGAGGUCACUUGCAGUGUGUUCCUUUCCCAUAUCACUGGCUUUUACAAAUGGUCACCUUCAGGGCAAUAUGGCCUCAUUUGAUGGAAUACCAUUCUAACCUUUCUUUUCUGGCUUGUUUUUGGCUGGCAGGGUUCGGGGUUGGUAGGCAUAACUUCAUAGAAAACCAAGAAUGGUGUUGUAUCAUUUAACACACACUGACAGAUGCCAGAUGCAGGGGACACAGAUGACCAAGACAUACUCCAAGCCUUAGAGGGGGCUCAUCAUGUCAACUCGAAAUGCAGUAACCUGGGGUUAGGAAUCUAAUGCACCCUGAUGAGGCAGCUCCUCAGAGCAGAAGGAAAGGUGCAGGGGCCCCAGGCUGACGCUGGGAGGCAUGUUUCUGCGACUACCGUUGGCAACCGGGAGGUCUGUUCCUUGUGGUGGCCAGAUCCAAGGAGCGAGGCCCUGCCCAGCCCUGGGGUGCUCAGUCACAACUUUGUCCAAUUCAGGGUCUCUCUGCUAGACCCCUUGGGGAGACAGAGAUGGAAAUGACCCACUCCCUGCCUUCUGGAAACUCAGAGAUAACUGGGGAGACAGACACAGAAAAACACUAAAUCAAGAGAGACUGUGAUACGUGCAAAGAAGGGUGUGCGUGAGGAGAAGAUACAUUUUCCUUGGAGGGAUCCUGGAAAGCAUUGUCAUAUUUCUGUCUCCAUUAGCUCACCUUCGAGCAAUUAGGAUGCCGGAAGAACCUUUGUUUGAGGGUAGUUUAUGGCUAGAGAUGCAUAGGAUUGUUGCUGGUAUCUCCAAACUCUCGUCCUCCCCACAGGUACGCAUCUAAGAUCACAAACAGGAAUGGCAAUUGAGGGUGGAAAGGGUGUGUACAGGAACCCCUGGCACUCUGCUUAUAGCUCAGAAUUACCCCUGGAUGGUUGUCCCAAAGUCUGGAAAAUUUAUAAGUAGCAAAAUUUAUAUUCAGUGCCUCUGCCUCAGCUUCUGUCCCCAUCUUAGCCCACCAACUUCCCGCCCUGCACCAGUCAGCCACAGUGCCCUCACUCUCUCCCUGUCCCUUCUUUCAAAUCCUGCUCUCAGGAAAGAAACUACAACAGAUUCAUUCACACUGUAGUGUAAAUGAUAAGAGGUAUUCGUUACCUCUUCCCAGAGAUACUUGUUUUUAACUAAGAUAGCCUUAAUCCCAAGGGAAAAAGGCUGUGGAACUAAUGGGUUAGGAGUGGGGGGCUUCCUGGAAAGAAGGGCCUUCUUGAUAUUCCUUAGGACCUAGUAAACAAUAAGACCCAUUGCUUUAGAAGGUCUCCUCCACUAUCCAAGGACCCUUUUUUCUGGCUCACUCUCUCUGAGGGAAUAUAGCAGAAGUGCACAUGGACGUGCAUUUUGCACAGCAGCAUUUCACCCAUUUGGGAAUGUAACUCAUGUACUGGCUAAUGUGUUUCCUGGUCUUUCUUAGAUUCAAACUGUUAAUAACACAAUCUUAUAGUUUCUUGAGGGAUGCUUCUUGAUUAAGUGGGUAAUUUUGAACCUCUUUAAAUACAGCUAGAAAAUAAAACCAAUUUGUAAAGCCACAUUUGCAUAUGAUACCAGCCUCACGCAUUUGUGUAUCUCCAGAAACCCAGGUAUGCCUCACCAGUCCGCCCGUCUUUAAUAAAAGUCCUGUGUUAAAAUUUGCGUCAAAAUUCAGCUUCCUAUGUAUGAUGAAACAAGGAACAGAGGAUUCCAAUUGCUCUUUUGUCUUCAGACAUUUAGUAACAUAAAAUGCCUAUUUUUAUGCUGAAAUGUUUAUACAGGUUUAUUAAUAGCAAGUGCAACUAACUGGUGGCAUGCCUUGCAACACAUUUUGAUAUAUUAGCCACGCUUCCAGGUAAAGGCAAGCCCCAAGUUACUUAACCUUUUGCAGUCUCUCUGGGCUCAAUAAAAGAAAAAUCAUAUGCUUACGAAGUGGGACUGUAAAUAUGUACAUUUAACUUUGUAUAGCAGCCAUGUACCUACCUUGUAUAGAAAAAUGAUUUUUAAAAAUUUGAACGGAAGGGGGGUAAGAUAAGGAAGUCAUGAAGUUUUUUUUUUUUUUUUUAAUUUAAAUGAA